This is a messenger RNA of Rubroshorea leprosula, 1636 nucleotides long. The record is from the annotation of a GenBank genome assembly. Lineage: Eukaryota; Viridiplantae; Streptophyta; Magnoliopsida; Malvales; Dipterocarpaceae.
AUAAAAUUGGGAAUUUGGGGAUCUAGGGUUUUAUUUUUGCAGGUUUUAUUUUUUCCAGCUUCUAUCGUCUUCUGUAGUUUUCAACACUAUAGAGGACUACACGCCAUGACGAAUAACGCCCCGUCGUAGGCACAGCGAAACCAAGACGACAACCAUGUAUCCCUCACCAUCCCCUUGCUGUCCCGCCACCGAUCCACUUCCAACUCCUCUUCUCAGGUUGCCAUCGUUGGCGCCAACAUCUGUCCCAUCGAGAGCUUCGACUACGAGAUUGUGGAGAAUGAUUUCUUCAGGCAGGACUGGAGAGCCCGCGGAAGCAUCCAUAUUUUCUAGUACAUAUUUAUGAAGUAGCUGCUGUGUUUCUUGAUUGGCAUCAUUGUUAGUCUCAUCGGCUUCUUCAACAAUCUCGCUGUUGAGAAUAUUGCAGGCAUCAAGUUCGUGGUCACCUCGAACAUGAUGUUGAUGGGCAGGUAUGGGAUGGCAUUUCUGGUGUUCUCUAUUUCCAAUCUGGUUCUUACUUUCUUUGCCGCUAGUCUCACGGCCUUCGUCGGGCCAGUAGUUGCUGGUUCCGGUAUUCCGGAAGUGAAGGCCUACUUGAAUGGGGUUGUUGCGCCCGAAAUUCUAUCCUUUCAAACUUUAGUUGUUAAGGUUAUUCUUCUCAUUUCUAAGUGUUUCAACUACUAAUUUAAAUUCUUGGAUUUUCCAAUAUCUUCAGCUGUUUCGUCAUUGGAAAUUGGGAUCCCGCCAAGAAAUUUGCUUGAUCUGAUGAUUUUGGGGUCAUUUGUCCAGGUGGCUUGUCCAUCUCAGCAUCCAUCUUAGCAAAAAAAUGCUGGUAUUAACAGAGGGGGUGAUUUGCCACUGCAGGUGCAAUGAGGGGUGGUCUGGGGUGAUUUGCCACCAGUGGGUGAGUUAAGGGGUGAUCUGCAUGUUUUGCCAUUAUUUUCAGUAGGAUUUCUACUUUUAGUCCAGAGGAUGCAGAGCUUGUAGUCAGCUAUGGGAACUAAAAAUGGUUUGCUGUCAGUUUUGGGAUUCAAGUUUUUCAAGGACAGAGAGAUAGGACCCAUCAGAAUUUUGCACCAAGACAUAUAGAUAUAUGAUUACCUUCUCAUUAUAGAAAGAUAGAUAAAUUUUUCCAUUGAAACCGUAGUUAAAGGACCAAAAACGGCAGACUUAUACUCUGAAGCAAGACUUAGAGGCAAUCUAGAUUGGUAGUGGACACAAUUAACAGUACCAUUUAUCUGCCCCACACCACUCAUAACUUUCUUUAGAGGGAAUAGAGGGUGCUUAAAAGUCUCUGGUUUUUGGUCCUUUAACUACGGUUUCAAUGGAAAGAUUUAUCUAUCUUUUUGUGAGGAGAAGGGAAUCAUAUAUCUAUAUGUCUUGGUGCGAAAUUCUGAUGGGUCGUAUCUCUCUGUCCAUGAAAACUUGAAUCGCAAAACUGACAGCAAACCAUUUUUAGUUCCCAUAGCUGACUACAAGCUCUGCAUCCUCUAGACUAAAAGUAGGAAUCUUACUGAAAACAAUCAAACAACCCUUUAUUUGGCCGAGGUAGAUGUUUGGGAGGAUCCUCUAGUCAUUCAAAGGAGAAGCAUGAUUUGAUCGCUUGCAGUUUAAGCAACUGUCUACUGUUGUUAGUGCC